GGAAGAAGACCCGAACCCAAAAUAAUAACCCGAACCACCCUAAACCUCAAGUCCAGUAUAUUAAGCGCAUACGUCCGUCCGUUCGAAUUGUCAAACAUAACCUGUUGCAAAGAUUAUAGAAGCUGUGCGUCGGCAGAGAGCUAGGGUUUUAAAAGACACAAAUCUCCAACCAUGAUUUACGACGUCAACUCUCCUCUCUUCCGCUCCUUCCUCAGCCAGAAGGGUGGUUCUUCUGACAAGAGGAAAAUGGAAGAACAGAAGCCGAAGGAACAGAAACCCAAAGCUAAUGAGAACAAGCCAGUUAUGACAGAAUGAGAUGUGCUAUGAAGCUUCAGGGAUGAGAUAGGAUGGUAGAUUAUUCUCGUUGCUAUUGAAAAUGUUGUUUAUUACAAAUUCAAAGUGAAGUUACUGCUAUAUCAUGGCCGUUUGAGUUUGUGGUGUUGUCUGUUAUGUGACUGAUCUUUGGUAAGAUUAAAAAUUUUCAGUGAUGUUGCAUCUUAGAGAAUGGUUGCUGUUUGUAUGUGUUGUGGCUGUUAUCCUAGUAGUUAAAAUUGGAUAAUUGUGUUACUCAAA
Messenger RNA from Mangifera indica (mango), 573 nucleotides. RefSeq names its product wound-induced basic protein. NCBI's taxonomy places the organism in Eukaryota, Viridiplantae, Streptophyta, Magnoliopsida, Sapindales, Anacardiaceae. The record is from RefSeq and is a predicted model, not a curated record. The coding region runs from base 172 to 315 and encodes 47 amino acids. The transcript has 2 exons.